AUGGGGAGCCCCAUCCGCGACCUCCCUCCCCGUGCCGGAUCUCGCCCCAUGUCCACCAACGCCGGCGUCCGUGACGGCGCGCCCGGGGCGGCGGUGGACGCGGCCUUUGCCAGACGUGCGCUCCAGGCCGAGGCCCUCCUCGGGUACCUCUCUGCGCUGGCCACCAGCCCGCGUGCCGGGGUGGACACAAACGGUAGGGGGGCACUAGACUACGGGGAAUUUCUGGCAGUCUCUCUCCAUCUGCAGAGGAUGGCGAACGACGAGCAUCUCCGGUGGGCCUUCCUGUUCUUCGACAAGGAUGGCAACGGUUUCAUCGAGCCCGAGGAGCUUCGAGAGGCUCUGGUGGACAACGGGGCGGCCGACAGCAUGGAGGAAGUGGUGGACGACAUACUGCAAGAAGUCGACACCGACAAGGACGGCAAGAUCAGCUAUGAGGAAUUUGUGGCGAUGAUGAAGACCGGUACGGACUGGAGAAAGGCGUCCCGGCACUACUCGAGAGGGAGGUUCAACAGCCUCAGCAUGAAGCGCUGGCGUUCACCAGCAUCUGAUGCCUCGCAAGCCCAGCAACUCCAGAAGAUCCUAUCCUGUGGCGCGCUAAUUGACGGCAUGGGGAGCGACUUCAGUUACAAGUAA
This is a messenger RNA of Zea mays, 633 nucleotides long. Its product is annotated as calcium-dependent protein kinase 3. Gene Ontology annotation, molecular function: calcium ion binding. NCBI's taxonomy places the organism in Eukaryota, Viridiplantae, Streptophyta, Magnoliopsida, Poales, Poaceae. The record is from RefSeq and is a predicted model, not a curated record. The transcript has 3 exons. Bases 1 to 633 code for a protein of 210 amino acids.